Lobosporangium transversale is the source of this 270-nucleotide messenger RNA. RefSeq lists its product as hypothetical. The coding region runs from base 46 to 228 and encodes 60 amino acids. The transcript has a single exon. The record is from RefSeq and is a predicted model, not a curated record. Lineage: Eukaryota; Fungi; Mortierellomycota; Mortierellomycetes; Mortierellales; Mortierellaceae.
AAUGAAAAGAAAAGAAGGAAAAGAAAGCGAAAACAUUAUUUUUAGAUGUCAAAGAAAAAGAAUAUUACAACGGCGACAUUGGCCAUUUUUGACCCUAUUUUCUCUCUUUUCUCUCGGUCAUAUAAAGUCAUCUCAUUCUCAUCAUUCCAUCCACCCCUUUUUUUACAAUCUAAAUGUAAAUGUCUGUCAGCUGCUAACAUUACUCCCCAUUCCUUUCUCUUCUUUUAAUCUUUUACUCUCUUUCUUCAGCUUCAGUCUUUGCUUUUUCCU